Lodderomyces parapsilosis is the source of this 1830-nucleotide messenger RNA. RefSeq lists its product as uncharacterized. The record is from RefSeq and is a predicted model, not a curated record. The transcript has a single exon. Lineage: Eukaryota; Fungi; Ascomycota; Pichiomycetes; Serinales; Debaryomycetaceae. The coding region runs from base 1 to 1830 and encodes 609 amino acids.
AUGACAAAUAACUCAAAGCUCCUUAAUGCUGUUAAAACAUCAUCCUUUACUGAUCACAUUGCUCCUGAUAAUAGGAUACCCACCAUUGAAGUUGCCUUGGAGAAUGAAAAUAAAAUUACCAACAAACCAAGAAACUUGUUAAGUGGAGGGUUUUCUUGGGUGUUGCCUACUCCUAGAGAUAAGUACGAAUUCUUAAUUGCUAAUCCCAAAGCAUUGAAAGAUUUGGGACUAGAUCCCGCGGAAGUGGAAGACCCCAUUUUCCGGAAAAUUAUCAGUGGCGAAUUUUAUGAGGAUAGAAAGAGUUUUUUGGAUAAAGGUUUUCCCAUGCCAUAUGCACAAGCAUACGCUGGAUGGCAAUUUGGACAGUUUGCAGGACAGUUGGGAGAUGGGAGGGUUGUCAAUUUGUUUGAGAUAGACAAGACAAAGAAAGAAAAUCUAAAUAGACACAAAUACGAGCUUCAACUCAAAGGUGCUGGUCUUACCCCAUAUUCAAGGUUUGCUGAUGGAAAAGCAGUCUUAAGAUCCUCGAUUCGUGAAUAUAUUAUAUCAGAGCAUUUGAAUGCUAUUGGAAUACCUACGACUAGAGCUCUUUCAUUGACUUAUUUACCUACAACCCUAGCACAACGACAUGCUGCUGAAAGAUGUGCAAUUGUGGCACGAUUUGCAGAAAGCUGGGUAAGAUUAGGAUCAUUUGACUUAUAUCGGUAUAGAGGUGACCGCGAGGGUGUGCGCAAGUUGUCGGAUUAUGUAAUUUCGGAGUUGUUCACCAUAGAUGGUAACAAGUUUCAAAACUUUGAACGUAUUAGUAAGUUGAGGCCGGAUUUGACCAAGCUAAAGGAUGAGUCGCUUACCGAUUAUGACAAAAUGUAUUAUGAGACAAUUAUCAGAAAUGCUGAGACUACCGCAAUUUGUCAAUGUUAUGGGUUUUUAAAUGGGGUUUUGAAUACUGACAAUACGUCUAUACUAGGACUUACCAUAGAUUUUGGACCAUUUUCCAUCAUGGAUAAAUAUGAUCCAAAUUAUACGCCCAACUCAGAAGACCAUGAGUCUAGAUAUGGGUAUAGAAAUGUGCCAACAGCAAUAUGGUGGAAUUUGACGCGUUUAGGGGAGGAUUUGGCCGAAUUGAUAGGAGCAGGGCAAAAGUUGUUGGACAAUCCUGAGUUUAAAGAGGGUGUGAAGGAGGAAUGGGAAGAAGACAUUAUAUCUAGGGCAACAAGGAUUAUAGAAAUGGGUGGUGAAAUAUACCAAUAUGCCUACACCAAGAAAUACGUUGAAACAUUUUUCAAAAGAUUGGGAUUGGCUCAAGAGCUAAUCGACGACAAGAAUCCGGAUGCACAGAAUGUUCAAUUACUAGUGCCAAUGUUGGAAGCGUUGGAGAAAUUACAAACCGAUUUCAAUUUGUUCUUUUUGAAGCUACAGAAUGUCGAUUUCAAUUCAUCUUAUGAAGAAAUAGCUGAGCUGCUUUUGGAACGAUAUGAUCCAAAUACCAACAGAAACCACAAAGAGGAUAUUGCUAAACAAGUGAUUGACUGGCUCAAGAUAUACCAUGGGUUAAAGAAAAAUUCAGCUGAAUUCCAUGAUGUUUCAAAUGCUGCACAUUAUAACCCCAGAUUUUUACCUAGAAACUGGAUUCUCGAUCAAGUAAUUGACAAGGUAUCGGAAUCAAGGGGCCAAGAUAUCAGUUAUUUGCAAAAAUUACAAGAUAUGAGCUCCAACCCAUUCAAUGAUCAGCUUUGGGGUGAUGAAUUGAAGAAUGUUGAGGAGUCAUGGAUAUUACAAGGAGAGAAGGGAGACGAAUAUUCUAUGUUGCAGUGCAGCUGCUCGAGUUAG